Molecule: messenger RNA, 1572 nt
Organism: Aspergillus fumigatus Af293
Lineage: Eukaryota; Fungi; Ascomycota; Eurotiomycetes; Eurotiales; Aspergillaceae
Source: RefSeq, a predicted model, not a curated record
AUGGCAGUGCCGGUCGUAGAGACCAAUAACAUACUCAGUCAUCCAGAAGGCGGCUGCCCGCUGCAAGUUGGAGAAGGCACCUACGAACUCAAGGACGACCUGCACCUAGCAACCCCUCCUCCACACCCAUCUGAAGCUCCAAUCAUAAAUCCAAAUCCUCUUGCGACUGUUCCAACACCUCCGACAUCCGGCGUCAAGGUUUCACUAGUUUGUGUCAGUCCUCGAAGCAGGACUCCCUCUUUCAUCUCAAAGCAGAUCGUAACAGCGCCCCCUUUUGGAGAUGGAAACCCGGCACUGGUACCUGCUCCUGUCAAGGACGGGUUGAAAAGGCGGAAGCCCAAGAACAACAUUAUCAAGAGCAGUUCGUCCUUCGUAUCACGGGUCAUCACUCAUGAAGUGGCCACAAAGCGGUUGAGUGAGCGGAGUCCGGAAGGCCUCUUUGCUUUCGCCAAUAUCAACCGCGCCUUCCAAUGGCUUGAUCUCAGUUCGAAGCAGAAGGAAGACCCGCUUGCAAAGAUUCUCUUCACAAAGGCGCACAUGUUGUGUCACGAUAUCAAUGAGGUCACCAAAAGCCCUUCUCAUAUCGACGUGGUUAUGGGUUCCUCUGCUGGUGACAUCAUCUGGUACGAGCCUAUUUCUCAAAAGUACGCCCGAAUAAAUAAGAAUGGAGUCGUCUGCAAUUCUCCGGUCACUCAUAUUAAAUGGAUUCCUGGGUCGGAAAAUCUGUUUAUGGCUUCUCAUGCAAACGGACAAUUAGUAGUCUAUGAUAAAGAGAAGGAAGAUGCUCUUUUCACCCCUGAAAUCCAGGAUCAGUCAGCGGAGGCAGUCAAGGCAUCAAGUACACAGCCGCUGCAGGUGUUAAAGUCCGUCAACUCCAGGAACCAAAAGACUAACCCUGUCGCUCUUUGGAAACUUGCAAACCAAAGAAUAUCCCACUUUGCAUUCUCCCCAGACCAAAGGCAUUUGGCAGUUGUCUUGGAGGAUGGCUCUCUACGAGUGAUGGACUACUUGAAAGAAGAUUACUAUGGUGGACUCAUCUGCGUCUGCUGGUCGCCUGAUGGCAAAUACAUUGUCACCGGCGGACAGGAUGAUUUAGUGACUAUUUGGUCCUUCCCGGAGCGCAAAAUCGUAGCUCGUUGUCAGGGUCACAACUCUUGGGUUUCCGCGGUCGCCUUCGAUCCGUGGCAAUGCGACGAACGGACCUACAGAUUUGGUAGUGUCGGUGACGACUGCAGGCUUCUUCUGUGGGACUUCAGCGUUGGCAUGCUGCACCGACCGAAGGUGCAUCAAACCAGCGCCCGUCAGCGAACAAGCAUGGUCGCUGGCAGUUCACAAUAUGGCAAUCGUCACCGAGCUGACAGUGUGGGCAACAGGAUGAGGUCAGAUUCUCAGAGGACAGCAAACACCUAUGAGAGUUGCGACCAAGCUGUCCGUCACCCUGUAGAACCCAGAGCACGCACGGCCUUGCUGCCGCCUAUCAUGUCCAAGGUCGUUGGCACGGACCCUAUCUGCUGGCUGGGAUUCCAAGAAGAUUGUAUUAUGACCUCUUCCCUUGAAGGAGACAGCCGCUAA